CAGGAAAUGUGGGGGAAAGAGCACGGAUUUUGCUGAAUUGCACCAAAAUUGAACUCAUGUCGGUCAUGUGUGGUUGGGUACUUCGUGAUUUCGUGCUGAAAAUUAAAUUCUUUUUCCCAUCUAUGUAGUUCUUUGUCCCAAUUUGCAGUACAAAUAGUGUGUUUGAGUGGAAAAUCGCCACAGACAGUGAUUGUGAGUUGAGAGCGUGUUAUCCGUGAUUAUGAAUAAAUUGUUGGUAAUCCUGUGGUGUUCAGCAUUACUCCACAUUGAGGGAACAUGGCAGAUGGGAUUGAGAUUCUCAAGAAGGAAGGAAGCAUGCUGCUACUUUGCCCUCAAUGGUAUCUACCCCAAACAUAUUGCCUUCUACUCAACUGAAGAGCUGAAUUACCAUCGAAUUUGGAAGCUCACCGACAGAGCCAUUGAGCACACAUGCUUCCCACUUUUGCGCCAAAAACUCGCACGGAUUUAUCGCCCUGCGGAUGUGAACAAAGAGACGUACUUCAAGUUGAGAGAUUUCUUCUACAAACAAGCACAGAACUACAGACGCUGGUCAGGAUGCAGAAGAUCUGAUAUUUUUGGUGAAUAUCUCGAGAAUGAACAUCUCACACCACCGAUAAAGUCUCAGGAACAUUCAAGUACGUCUCCAUGGCUAGCAGGGAGAUUUGGGCCAACUAUUCCCAUGCCUGGAGGCCCACCAAAUGAUCCACAAAUUCCUUAUUCAAGUGAAAUUGCACAUAAUCUUCAAGAGUAUCCAACACAGAUUACAACUGGCUACGAAGACGCAUCAAGAUAUGCUUCACAAUAUGAGACGACUGAAGAUUUCUAUUCAACUCCUGAAGAUGCUGAAGAUUCUUCAGAAUACGUUCAUGAAUAUACCGAUAUAUUUAACGCUCAACUAAAGAAAAUUGAAGAAAACAAUAAAGAUAGUAAAGAGAUUGUUAUGAGCUUUGUGGAUAGAUUUGGAGGAACAUCUUCACCUACAAAGCCUGUAUCACCGGAAACUUUUACAGAAUCUGGAAAAAUGGAAACUCCUGAUUAUACAGAAAAAUCAGAAGAAGUUGGAGCAGCUACUUUGGGAAAUACUUUUGAAGAAGACGAAGAAAAUAAUCCAAAGGAUCCUGAAGACGAAGAUGAAGAAACAACUUCAAAGGAAUCUGUAGAAGAAGAUGAAAGAAGUGCUACAAAAAAUUCUUCCCAAGAAGACGAAAGAAUUGAUCCAAAAGAUCCUGAAGAUGAAGAUAAAGGAAUAGUUUCAAAGGAAUCUGUACAAGAAGAUGAAGGAACUGCUACAAAAAGUUCUUCACAAGAAGAUGAAGGAAGAAGUACAACAGAUCCCGUAGGCGAAGAUGAGGGAAUUUUCUCAAAUGAUUCUCAAAAAGAAAAUGAAGGAGCAGAUAAAAAAUACUCUUCAGAAGAAGAUAGAGAAAACGCUACAAAAGCUUCCUCAGAAGAUCACGAAGAAGUAGUUGGAAAGUAUUUCUCAGAAGAAGAUGAAAGAACCGUUACAAAAUAUUACCACGAAGAAGAUAAGGAAGCAGCUAUAAAUUAUCCCGUAGAAGAAGAUGAAGCAGCUACCACAGAAGAUUCUUACCAAAAAGAUGAAAGGAGCGAUAUUAAAUAUUCCACAGAAAGGGACGAAGGCACAACUUCAAAGAAUUCUGUAGAAGAAGAUGAAACAAUUUCAGAAAAAUCUUCCCAAGAAGAUGAAGAAGUAGCUGAAAAAUAUUUCCCAGAAGACGUUAAAGGAAGAAUUUCAAAUCAUUACUCAGAAGAAGAUAAAGUAACAGACUUUCCAUAUGAAAAUGAGAGAAUUGGUAUGAAAUAUUCCCCGGAGGAAGAUGAAGAAAAUGCUGAGAAAUCUACAUUAGAAGAAGAUAGGGAAACAACGUUAGAUUAUUCUUCAAGACAAGCUUCAAAAGCAGCUGUAGAGGAUUCUCAAGAAGAAAUUGAUAAUGGAAAGAAAAAUAUUUCUUCAGAAGAAGAAGAAGAUAAAGAAUCAAACAAGGAUUCUCCAUAUUAUGAAGAAGAAAUUAUUGAAGGAUUUUCAGAAAAAUAUGAAGAAAGCAGUGCAAAAUAUUCUCUAGAAGAAGAUGAAGAAAGGCCAACUGAACAAGCUCCAGAAGAAGGUAAAUGGGCAGCUCCAACAGAUUUCGAGGAAGAAAUUGAAGGACGAUUCACAAAAUAUUCUGCAAAAGAAGAUGAAGCAGCAGCUUCAGAAGAUCUCUUAAAAGAAAGUGAUGAUUUCAUCAAAUAUUCUUCAGAAGAAGAUAAAGAAACAAUAACAAAGGGCUUUGUUGUAACUGACCAGGAAACUUCAAAAGAUUCUUCAGAAAUCGAUCAGGAACACAUAAUGACUCAUCCGGGAGAAGAAUUAAGAAAAUAUUCAGCAGAAGAAGACACAGAAAGAGAUACAAAAUAUUCUUCUUCAGGUGAAGAAACAGCUACUCCAGAUAUUUGGACAGAACCAACGGAAAGGGAUCUAGAAUUUUACUACCAUCCGAGAGGAAGUCACUACGAAGGAAUAAAAACCGAAGACUCUACUUAUUCAACAACUGAUGGUGACACUGAGGAAAGAAUUCCAGAAGAACUUACCGUCAAAACUGAAGAUUUUGAAGAUACUCCUGCAAUUUUAGAGCAACAUAUGCAACAUGUUCCAUUUUAUAAGUCUCCAGAGAAACCGGAGGACUAUAAAUAUCAGGAAUUUGAUGAAGGAAUAAAAAACUACAGAGAUACUCAAAAAUCAGAUGAAGAACUGAAAGAAAAUCAUCCAAGUUCUAUUGAAGAGUACAAAGACAAUAAACAGAUAACAAUAACAACAAAAGAUUCUAAAGAAUACAAAGACUUAGAAACAACCACUGAUGCAUUGGAUGAUGCUGAAGAAGUAGAAGAAUCAUUAGAAAUUGUUGAUGAGACCGAAGAAAAAUAUUAUGAAGAAGCUUUAACUCCCUUAACAACCAAACAUAAUGAUGAAGAAGAUGAAAUUGUACCUGAAAAAAAUCCCCUUGAACACGAACGUAACUACAGUAAAGAAUAUUCAGAUUAUUCUUUAGAAUCAACUACAUUGCAGACACGUUUCAAUGGGAAUUAUGCCCAAGAAAAAGGAUAUGAUCGUGAAUAUUCAGAGUAUGAUGAAGCAGUUGAAAAGUCAUCAGAAGAACAUCAAGAAGAAGAAUACUCCGGAGAAGCAGGAACACAAGAAAUUGACCAAAGUUCAGUAAGUCCAACAGUUGAGGCGCCAAAAAUGGAAACAACUGAUACUGCGGAGUCUGUUGAAGCACAAACUGCCACCUAUCUCGAUAGAUACUUCAAGAAAGUCUGGGAUGAAGUUAAAUUGAAGAGCACAGGCCAGACAACAACUGGCGGAAAUGAUGAAACUACACCAGUUAGUUCAAAAGAUAAAUCUGUAGCUGUAGAAAGUUCAGAAAAGUAUGACGAGAAAGCUCCAACAACUGAAUCAAAUGAAGAUACAAAAUUGAAGGAAUAUUCAAAGGAAUCAAGUGAAAUUGAGAAUCCUGAAGUAAUAAAUGAGCCACCAGAUAAAUACUUUUAUGACACAACUGACUUAGCCGAUAACAAGACAACUGAAGCUGCAUCUGAACCAACAACAGGAUCAACUGCAGGAUACAGUGAUGAUGAGAUAAACGGAGAAAGUGAUGAGAAGAAGUUAUACAAGCAUGGAAGCAUAUCAUCAGUUGAAGGAUCAGAAGAAGGAACAGUUGAAGCAAAAAAAGAAACUGAAGAACCAACUAAAGGAGUAGCGGAAGAUGCAACAGAAUCAAUACAGUCAACAACUCCAAAACGACGUAAGCCUCUCAAAGAAAAAUCAAACGCAAUGAGAGUCGUUCCGGAGGAGAGAAAGAAAGGCAGUGAUGAGUACAGCCCAGAAUCUGUCUCAAUGAAGCCCCAAAAUCCAACAACAACCCCGAAGGGACAUGAUAAUCCAACAGAUGAUUCAUUUGGGAGUGAAUUUGAAUUAACUGAAGAGGAUAUGGAUUCAAAUUCAACUGUUGCAGAUUUUUCAUCACAGGAAGCAUCAAUUGAAUACUCUCAAGGAUAUAACGAGGAUAAAUCUGAGAAAGUAGUUGUACCGAGACGAACAAGAUCUAAAGGAUAUCAGGGGAGGCCUUCACAGAACUAUUCAAAGCCUUCACAGGACUAUUCGAAGCCUUCAGCAACAAGGACACCUGUGGAGGAGGUUGAUUCACAGAGAUCAGGUCGAUUGAUAAGUGGUGCGAGGAAACCUCUACUUGGACAUGUUAGGGAUACAGUUGCUAGAGUUUCUUCCAACUCUUACCUCACGAAAUUAGUGCGAUAAAGCAAAUAGUUCCCUUGGCGACAUCCCACAUCGUGGAGUUUAUUUUUAGUUUAAGUCUUUGUGUUUAAGUUAAUUCGAUUGAAGCCAAAAGUCACGACUUCCAACGCCACGUUUAGUUGUUGGAAAAUUUCCAAGCAGUUUCACCUUUGCCUCCAUCGACAUGAGAUCUGGAUAUUUGCUGUGCUUCUUCGUCAUCUUCCUCUGCCACAAUGGCAUCCGUGGUGGUCCUGUGCAAUCACCUUAUCAACUUUUGGGUCUUGUUGACACCGUUGGAAGCCACGUAGACGUUUACAAGGAAUACGGUCAUGUUGCUGACUACGAUCUCUGGAAUGUUGGUACACCGAAUGUUGAAAAACCUUCCCAGGAAGUUCCAGUAAACUACGAAGAAAUUACAAAUAAAUCUGAAAAUAUCGUUAUUUCAAGUGGUGUCGAAAACCAAGAAGUCGUCAAAAAGAAAGGAGAGACGAUCACCGAAGGACAAUCCAAGACUCUCUACAAUCUUCUAUCUACCCCCGGCAAUUAUGCUCAUUAUGAUGCAUAUUCGCCAUACAACUAAAUUACAUACUGUGGAACAUUUAUUUGGGUGUUGGUUAAAAGUUAAAAAUUAAAUAAAAAAAUUCAGCAACUUUAA
This is a messenger RNA of Lutzomyia longipalpis, 4946 nucleotides long. Its product is annotated as probable serine/threonine-protein kinase kinX. The record is from RefSeq and is a predicted model, not a curated record. Lineage: Eukaryota; Metazoa; Arthropoda; Insecta; Diptera; Psychodidae. The coding region runs from base 221 to 4315 and encodes 1364 amino acids. The transcript is spliced from 3 exons.